CGCCCAUCUCCUAGCCCCGUCGUUUUAACUGAGUUGGAUAAACUCAAGAGACCAUUUGUCUGGGGCACACAAAAAGAAACCAUAUGUUCACGGGCAAGAAGCAGCGGACUCGUUGUGGUCUGCACAACCACUGUGAAAAAUGUUUCAAUCGAUAUUGCCAGGUUCCAGUUGAGCCUGCUGUGUCUUGUGUGGUGAUCAGCUGCCGAUCUCGCUGCGGUGCUGCCUUUCAUAUGUGUAAAGAGGAUGAGCACCAGCUCCUGUGUCCUCUAGAGCAAGUUUCAUGUCUCAACUCUUUUUAUGGCUGCCCUUUUACAAUGGCUCGUUUUAAAAUGGCAAAACAUCUACAAGUCUGCCCAGCCAGUGUUGUUUCCUGCUCGAUGGACUGGAAUCGGUGGCCAUGUGUGGACUCGGAAGCUAUUCUGCAUGAGAAUAUUAUGAAAGAAGAGCCCAGAGAAGAUUGUCUUGAUGUGGCCCUAGCUAUGAAAGAUCAAAAAAAUCUCUUUGAGGCACUCAAAAUGGUCGAACUUUUCCCAGAGUGCAAAGAGGAAGAAAUAGAUGCUAAUAUUGAGGACAUAGAUGAACCUGCUGAAGGAGCAGUUGGUGAGUCUGAAGCAAAUUAUGCUCAUACAGCUGAACUUAGCCAGCAUGAACGUGAGCAGCUGGCAAAGGACAAAGAAGGUAUGGAUUUAAUUGGUUAUAAAGCCUGGGAAAGUAUGUUUAGCAAAGAAUUUACAGCAUGUACUGUAACAGGUGCAUCAGCUGACAAAGGGAAACAAAAAACAGGGAGUAAAGGGCAGAGUUCAAAGAGUUGUGUGUCGGAAGAAAGGAAUAGUGCAGAAGAAAGUGACGUUCAGUCCCCUUCUCAAAUUAAUUUAGCAGCUGAAAAGACAGGCCUGGCUCCUUGGCAAGAUGGCGUACUGGAGAGACUAAAAACAGAAGUUCCUAUAGGGGAGUACAAUAUGUAUCUGGUCCACCAUGGACGGAUGCUCAUUCAUUUCGGUCAGAUGCCUGCCUGCACCCCUAGAGAGAAAGACUUUGUAUAUGGAAAUCUGGAAGUUCAUGAAGUGAAGACGGAGACAACCUUCAAAGUUCCAACCAGCUAUUGUGGCAGAAGAGCCCGACUUGGUGAUCCAACAGCACACAAGAAACCGACUAAGAGCAUAUCUGUGGAUACUUCUGACUUGGGAAUAAAUUUGGAGGAACUUCCUAAAUGCAGUGCCAUAAAAACUACACUGUUGUGUGCCCUGGAGAAGGAAUUGAAAGGACAUGAGAUAUCUCAGACAGGCAGUACUGAUGCUCUAUAUGUGGAUUUUGGUACGCAAACAUAUAGGUUUGCCACGGAGCCUUUCACUUCCACAACAGUUCUAGCAGACAUUCUAGAUGUAAGUGAUCCGCCCAACCUCAACUUACAGCUUCACAGUGAGAGCGUAACCCAAAGGCACAACAAAAGUAGCUCUGCUUUCACUUUUUCUUGCAACCACUUCUUCCGCAGAGAUGAAUUUCCUUCACAUUUCAAGAAUGUUCAUACCGAUAUCCAGUCGUGUCUCAAUGGAUGGUUCCAACGUCGCUGUCCACUUGCUUAUCUGGGCUGCACUUUUGUUCAAUAUCCCUUGUGCCCUUCUGGACAAAGAUCCAACGUUAUCUACAGCCAGCAUCUCAAGACAUUUGCCGUGAAGCCAGAGGUUGACCCUGUCCUCUUACAAAUAAAUAAAAACACAUUGAUAAGAAAUAACCAAGGGAAACAAAUGGAUGUUCUAAGCAUUUUGCCCUUGGAGAUCCUCAAGUACAUAGCUGGGUUUCUGGAUAGCUUCAGUUUGUCUCAGCUGGCUCAGGUGUCUGUACAAAUGAGGGAGAUCUGUGCUACUCUUCUGCAAGAAAGAGGAAUGGUUUUUCUGUUGUGGGAAAAGAAAAAAUACAGUCAUGGGGGCACUUCGUGGAGAAUCCGCAGAAAGAUAUGGAAGUUUAGCAACCUCUUUUCUACAAUUAACAACUGGCAGUUCCGUGACAUCCCUUCUAUGGCUGUUCAUUUGAAGACCUGCCCUUUCAAUGAUGUGGAGCACAAGAAGGAUCCUGUUUUGCUGGCUAGCAUGCUUUCGCCGGAAGAGGAGGUCCAAGAGACUUUAGUCUCGACACUGAGACGUGGACGUGAUUCGACGAAAAUUCAGAAAAGACUGUUCUGAGACCUGUUAUAAAAGGUGUUUCAGUUUUGAAAUAAAAUACCUGAAAUUCA
This is a messenger RNA of Anolis sagrei ordinatus, 2230 nucleotides long. RefSeq names its product F-box protein 40 (gene FBXO40). The record is from RefSeq and is a predicted model, not a curated record. Gene Ontology annotation, molecular function: zinc ion binding; protein binding; ubiquitin protein ligase activity. Lineage: Eukaryota; Metazoa; Chordata; Lepidosauria; Squamata; Anolidae. Gene Ontology annotation, cellular component: cytoplasm.